UAUUCAUGUUUAUCUUCUUGUUGUUUUUGUCUCAGGUUCUGAUUUGGUAAGCCUACUGUUUUUCUUUUUUAUUAAUACCCCUCCCAAGGUUCUUCGGGCACUUAAGUAUUCCUUACAGCCCCCUGUGGAGGACGUCUCUCUCAUAUGGACCCUUCCUUCUGGUGUGGAAGGCAUCAUCCUGUCCCAAGUCCCCACUUGCUUCUUCCAGGGACAAAGGUCUAUUGUCUACACUCAGCUAAAGGGAAAGGUGGAGAAUGAAGCUGAAGUUGAGGUCUGUCUGCAGUACAAGUUUAAUGAAGAAAUUAUAAAGAACAGCCUACAUUUUCUGCUGGACAUGCAGAAUACAGAAAGGCCCACCAUCCACAGACUGGCAGCCAAAGCUCUGAUCUCUGAACUGGAACAUGGACCAGAGUCACCAUCCGAAGAGGUGAAGAAGAAGAUCUUGGAGACCAGUCUGCAGUCUGGUGUUGUCUCCUCUCUCACAGCCUAUGUAGCCGUCAACAAGGACACCAACACACGUGUGGAGGGACCUCCUAUGUGCAGGGAUAUGGUACUUGAAAGAGACCAAGCCCUCAGUGAACUUGAUGUGCUCUGUUCUUCUAACUUUGCAACUCCUAUGAGAAAGAUGACCACAUCUGGUACAUCACCACAAAAGCUGGCUGAUUGGUUUAAGAAAAUGACUAUAUCAGUGGCAAAUUUGUUUAAGAGGUCUGAAGAACCAUCUGAGGAGGAAACUGAAGAAUGUCUUACAUUACCAUCUCCACCAUCACCGCCCCCGCCUGAUGUUCCAGUGGAGACCCCCGCUUUUGUGAGGCUGAUUUCCCUACAGAACGCGGACGGAUCCUGGAAUCUGACCCCCGAAAUCUCUGCUGUCCUGGGAAUAUCUGAGACGGAUAUAAAGACCGGGAACCACGACCAGAACAUGGAGGUGUCGGUGUGGGUGACGGUCCUGGCGGUGAUCUGGCUUCACACCACCUGUGAGGAUCAGAGAGAGGAGUGGGAGCUGCUGGAGAAAAAAGCCACCUCCUGGGUCAGGGCUAAAGCAGGUUCCUCUCUGGGGGAGUUUGUCAGAUCCGGGAACGAGCUGCUGAAAUCCUCCGUGGACCCCGAAGUGUUCGGCCUCUAAGAGGAGACGUCUGGAGGAACCAAGAUGGCGGAAUGUUGCUGCAUUUCAUUUUGUGCCUAAACAGUUUUUGUGCCUUUGUACUGUGCUCCUGUAUCUGUGAGCGAUACCAAAGUUAGAUGUGCCGAGUUUACUAUUAGG
Messenger RNA from Rana temporaria (common frog), 1264 nucleotides. RefSeq names its product von Willebrand factor A domain-containing protein 5A-like. The coding region runs from base 335 to 1126 and encodes 263 amino acids. Lineage: Eukaryota; Metazoa; Chordata; Amphibia; Anura; Ranidae. The transcript has 9 exons. The record is from RefSeq and is a predicted model, not a curated record.